This is a messenger RNA of Aureobasidium vineae, 1968 nucleotides long. Lineage: Eukaryota; Fungi; Ascomycota; Dothideomycetes; Dothideales; Saccotheciaceae. The record is from the annotation of a GenBank genome assembly.
AUGUUGCGUCGCACUGCACAAAACGCCGCCAAAACUCCAGCGAGGCAAUGCCUGUCACGGCGCCAGGCCUCUCUCCCGAAGCCUCGCUGUCUCAGCACCACCAUCCCGCAUAGACUGGCCACUCCGACUUCUGGUUUCGCGCCAACAUGGGACAAGAUCAAAGAGACAUUGAAGCCUCCGAUUGACCAAUUCACUUCAGAAAUCCGCCCUUCCUAUACCACUGGCUCGCCGGACCCGGAUCAUCUUUUGCGCACAUGCACCGUCCUGACUUCGGAUCCUACCAAGACGUCUCUACAAGAAUUGCUCGAUCGCAUCCCAGAGUUUCAACAAGGAAACGAGUCUGGCCUCUUUACAGACUUCCUCCUCCUCGUCACUCCCUCGUACGCCGCAAGCCUGCGCAAGCAGAGCCAUGUCAUUCAACAGGCCUUGACGCGCAUCUUUCCUAUCAAAGAGCUUGACAAGAGCACACGCUCUACUCUCGGAGGAGAUUCCAGAGAGGCAGUCAGACUCGUCGCUGCUGUCGUCGACAGGCUGCCAAAACCCUCCGACCUGUCUGCUUCUGCUGUUGGCGAUACUGGCUCCGAAGGCAUUGCAUUACGCCUGAUCGCCAACGAGAACCCCAUCUGGAAGCCCGAGCUCGCCGUCGGCGAUGUUCGUCAACCUAUCCUUUCCGACAACAAGUUUCGUUUCUUGAGCUUCCACCUCAAUGACACAUCAACUCCUCCUCACAUGCUCCCCAUCGUGCAAUUACCUCUUGCCAACACCAUCUUCCACAACGGUCUAUCCUCGACUCUGAUCUGGCGUAAGUAUGCCGUACAACAAGGUGGAAAGGGGCUUCUUCAAAUAGAUGAACAAGUCUGUGACUCGCACCGUGUCAAGCUUCCCCAGCAACCGGGCCAGACUGAGAACAACACCUUUGCUCUGUCAGUGCCUCUUGUUCCGUUGACAUCUGCCAGAUCUGUUGUCGCAUGUAUGGGAAACAUCAUCCGUCGCUUGUCUGCCAAUUCUGGCCUCGGCCCUCAAGACGACACGAAAGAAGCCAUCCUGGCCUCUCACGAACUCGAGCAGUCCGUCACUUCAUACCACGAAACUCGUGGACUCUCUCCCCGCGCCGUAUCUGUCUGGGCUCUGGUCAUCCCCGAAAAGACCUUUACUGGCGGUCUAUCCAUGGCCGCAAAAGUCCUUGGCGACAGGAAUCUGCCCGAGUUGUGGAAAACUGGUUCUGACCAUGAUAGCGACCCUUCUCAGCCCAAUCUCUUGACUUUGUUACAACACGGAGCUCGUCUCCAUAAAGUCCUGUCUGGAGGUGGUGGUUGGGGUAAGAAGGCUGGCCUUCUUUCAUUGGAUCCUGACUCUGGUUACGGUCAGCAUCCAGCGUGGGAAGAAAUUGCACCAGCACAGCAGACAGAGCCGGAGUACAUUCAAGGUCUAUCGCCCGUGCCAACAGAUCUACAUCGCGCGUGGGGUUUCGAGCCCCAGGAGCUUCCUAGCAUUGUGAACAAGGGAGAUUACAUACAGUUCUAUAUCUCACCAUCGGCGUCUUCUGAAGAAACACCCGCACAGUCUGAGACGAACACGAAUGCGUCACACUACACCACGUCGAACGUCAAGACUGUAGAAUUUGGCAGUAUACCCAGUACCGUCGACGAUAUGCCAAGCAGUAACGCAUCUCCCGCGGCUGCACAAAGUGUUGUGCAAACAUACCCAAAUCACUUCGGUGCCCUGUCCGAGACUGGUAUUGCCAUGUUCUUUGGUCUGCAGUCAGAUAAAGAAUCAUCUUCCAACACGCACAAUGCUACCGAUGCAGCCACAAAGGUCGAUGUACCUUUUGGUCGAUUUAGAUCUCGAUCACAAUCCUCGACGGCAUCUUCCAAGGCGAAACAGGCCCCGGCAGGUUUUGGCUUCUCGCCAACGAGACCGUUACAGUCGAGUAUGUCUGGCCAUCGCGUCUCAUGGCAGCUCCUGUAG